Messenger RNA from Manihot esculenta (cassava), 1038 nucleotides. RefSeq lists its product as uncharacterized. The coding region runs from base 1 to 1038 and encodes 345 amino acids. The transcript has a single exon. Lineage: Eukaryota; Viridiplantae; Streptophyta; Magnoliopsida; Malpighiales; Euphorbiaceae. The record is from RefSeq and is a predicted model, not a curated record.
AUGCAUUCUGAUAGAGGUUGGAUAUAUGCAAGACUAAAAGAUGGUCUACUAAAUCCUUUAUUUCUUGAAGGAAUAAAUGAAUUCAUAUCAGCUGCCAAACAGUUUCCAGACUGUUUAAAUGGAGAACUAAUUAGGUGUCCAUGUAAUCGAUUUAAGUGCCAAAAUCGCAGUUUUGAAGAUGAGAGUACAGUUAGGUUUCAUCUGAUGAAAUAUGGGUUUGUUAGAGACUAUUAUGUGUGGUAUUUGCAUGGCGAAAUUCAAAACUACAAUGCGGUCCAUGGGAGAAGUAAUGAUUCGACUGACAACACUUGCAAUAUAGAAUAUCAAUAUGGUGAGUUCUCUAAUGCUUACAAACAACUAGUUGUAGAUGCAGCAGGACCUAGUUUCUCCCCAUCAAUAAGUUAUGAGCCUCCAAACCAAUCUACUCAGAAAUUGUAUGACAUGUUGGCCGCUGCUAAUCAGGAAUUGUGGCCAGAUUGUGAAAAUCAUUCACAACUGUCAGCUGUGGCAAGGAUAUUGAAUAUCAAAUCUGAACAUCAUUUGUCUGAACGUUGCUUUGAUAAUAUUUGCCAAUUCAUCAAAGAAAUUUUACCUACUGAUAAUUUGUUUACUGAUAAUUUCUACUCUACAAAGAAAUUACUUGAAGGCUUGGGAUUACCAAUUCAGAAGAUUCAUAGUUGCUUAAAUGGUUGUAUGAUUUAUUGGGGUGAGGAUAAUGAAUUGCUCAGGUGCAAGGUGUGUGAUCAUCCGAGGUACAAACGAUUGCGAGAUAGCCAGAGCUCUAGUAAAAUCCAAGUUGCUUAUAGUAAAAUGUAUUACAUGCCAAUCACACCUAGACUACAAAGGUUGUACGCAUCUAAUGCUAUAGCUAAGGAUAUGACUUGGCAUGCCACUCAUGGGAUUGAUGAUGAUUUAAUGCAUCAUCCAUCUGAUUUGCAUGCAUGGAAAGCAUUUGAUAACAAUUGGCCUCAUUUCAGUGCUGAGAAACGUAAUGUCCGUCUAGGACUGUGUAUUGAUGGUUUUCAACCCUUCGGAUAA